CCAGGAAGAAGACGAAGAAGACAAAGACGAAGAAGACGAAGAAGAAGAAGAAACAACUCACAACAACAACAACACUCAGCAAUGCGAGAACCUGUGUUAAUGCUGAUUUCGUUGAAUACGCCUCCAUAGUGGGAUGGAAUUUGCAUGAUUACAAAUAUUUAAUAUAAUUUCAAGACGACGGUGUAAAUGUGUGCUAAUCAAAGCUGUUUUAUUUUCUGCUCUACCUUGCCAGUAGUGUAGGCUAGCGGACCUUGUGAUCCUGGAAGCUAGCGACACAUAAAAUAGAUUAUCAAGUUAGGUUACUUGCAUUGUCGCGUGACAACACUUUGGUCUUUCUGAAGCGGUUUUGAAGCAGGACACAACAACAGUAGUUAUGGAGGUGGAUGAGGUAGCGACAGUAACAUCUGGGGAGAGUGGAGAAAACAACGGGAAGGUGGAAUCUGAUGAAGAUGAAAAUAUCUUUGGUUCUUCACGUGCGUCUGUUCCCCCCACAAAUGAAAUUCCCAGCAAAAAGACAAAGUUGGAGGACAGUUCUGAUGUUCUCAGUUCAAUAAAAAAUGCAGUGGUGGUGUUGACCAGACUCCCUGAAUAUAAGAUCAGUGCUCUGCGACCACCAACGCCUCAGCAGUUUUACAGUGAAGACGAAUCCCUCAGCAGCUCUGAUUCUGAUACGCAGUGGAAACCAGAGGGUCACUCUAGUGAUUCAGAUUGCCCACUCUCAAACUACAAACGGAAAACUGGAAAACCGAGAACACCCGCAGCACAAACGAGUAGAAAUAACAACAAUGUCUCAGAACUAGCCCCUGUAAUAGUAUCAUCAGCUUUUUCCCACUACUCUAACGAAACCACGAAGAUUCGUCCAGAUUUGCCAGAGGAAGAGGUCAAAGUGGACAUGAUGGUCCUGGCAAAGAAAAAGUCCUUGAAAUGGCAGCGGGGAAAAAUACUGGAGAUAGUAACAAGAGAAGAUGGACGUUUGAAGUACAAAGUUAGUUUUGAAGAAAGGGGGAAGAGCCUUGUGUCAGGCCACCACAUCGCCUUUGACACCCCUGCAAAGCUGGAGCAGCUGUAUGUUGGUGCUCGUGUGGUGGUCAGCUGUCAGGAUAACAAGUCUCAGUUCCAGCCUGGUAUUUUGGCGGAGCUCCCUACUAGAAAGAACCGCUCAAGGUUCUUGGUCUUUCUGGAUGAUCACAUGCCGGUUUAUGUUGGUUUACCUUCACUUCACCUGGUGUGCAGACCAUUGGAAAAUGUUUUAGAUGACAUGCCACACAGCACUCACAAAUCUUUCAUGAGGAAAUACCUUAAGGACUGGCCGUACCCACAUUUAACCCAGUACAGCGUUGGACAGAGCCUCAAUGCUGAACUACAUGGAGUCCAGCAGAGGUGUGAGGUGCUGGUGAUUGACAGCAGCUUGAUGCAGGUUGCUUUUCAGGGUACUCCACAGAAGGAGUGGAUCCAUCGAGGCUCUAUACGACUCGAACACAUGGCAAGGUUUUUGGAACUGACACAAAUGGAAGAGGAUGAGUGUGACUCAGACUAAAAAAAAAAAAAAAAUACAGACUAAGAUAUAUUAAACAACAAAUUGUUAAUAAUUGAAAAAUUAAAAAUAAUUAUCACCAAGAGGUGAUGUGUCAUUGGUUUAUAUUGGGAAACUUUAACUGAACCAUUUCAGGACAAAACAGGAGUUUGAGCGUGAAGUUUGUGUUUGUCCUUACCACAUUCAAGAAUAUGUCAGUUAUAGGACCAACUGUUCUUUUUAUUUUAUAUUUCUUUAUUUUAUCCUACGUAACACAAAUGCAGCACUUACUACCGAAUGUGUUUCUCUGAAUGGACAUGAACAAUGCCCCUCAACAGUACACGGAGCUGUGCAGCUGUCCUGAGAGUUUUUGAGGAUAACAAAUCCUACAGAUCCUUUUCCUAAGAGAAAAUAUUGGCAGUGCAGACGCUGUGCUCCACUCCUGCUCUUGUAUAACACACAACUAUAAAAUUGUAUUUCUUUCAUUACUUGAAAGAAUUUAUUAUUUCAUUAUUAUUUUAGCUUUGUGCACUCGGUAGUUUUUGAGAUACUUUAAUGAUCGGGAAGUGACACUUUAGAUUAUAAAACCCGGAUCUGCCAUUUUGUUGUUUGCUGACUGUGAUACAAUUAGAAGCAGCAGGAAAAGAACACACAACUGUACCCUGCGCCUGACCAGACUUAUCAGUUUGCUCAUUUGCAUGGAGGGCCUGUGGACUUACACCAACUCUGCAAGUGAAUCACCCUGUGCAGCUGCCGUUUCACGUGGAGCUGCGUUUAGGACUGGAACUUCUAGCACGAGAGCUACCACAAGUGAAAUUGCUAACUUUGAUUUAUGCUGUUGUUGUGUUUGGAUGGACUUUCUUUUAAUGAGCUUUCUUAGAAACAGCUCUCUUUUUCUCUGCAGCUGUAGGUGCCAGCUAAUGUUAUUUGUAGUCUUGGUGGUGUUUGGUUCGUUACAUGUCAGAUUCAGUUGCUGUUCUUCACCUGGCUUUUUUUAUUUUAUUUUAUUUCUUUCACUGUUUGUUUUUACUUCAAUAAAUCUGCAAAACGUAA
Scatophagus argus is the source of this 2566-nucleotide messenger RNA. Its product is annotated as histone-lysine N-methyltransferase SETDB1-B-like. Bases 374 to 1537 code for a protein of 387 amino acids. Gene Ontology annotation, biological process: heterochromatin organization; negative regulation of gene expression. The transcript is spliced from 8 exons. Gene Ontology annotation, molecular function: histone H3K9 methyltransferase activity. Lineage: Eukaryota; Metazoa; Chordata; Actinopteri; Scatophagidae. The record is from RefSeq and is a predicted model, not a curated record. Gene Ontology annotation, cellular component: nucleus.